CAGUCAAUUCGACGAUGCCGCCGACACGAGUUGUCCAGGUGUUCGAGUGCCCGACGAUCUCGUCCGGCCGGCGUGAAGCUGUGCCGCGGACGAAAAAGAGCCAAGGUGAGGAGUUGUCAAGAAACCAGCAAGUCGAUGAGCAGUUCAAGAAGGCUGUCGACGACGUCCGUGGCUUCAAUAUGAAGAACGCCACUGGCAAGGACAAGAAGAAGAAGGAAUUGGAGCGCGUAGUUGCCCUGGGAGGAAAGGCGCCGAAAUCCACAAAGAUGCCGUACAAUAUCAUGAUGGCCAUUGAAAAAAAGGGUGCCCAGCGACUAGAGAAACGCGUGAUUGAGGAAAAAGCGUCUGGGGUCGUUCACGGCAAGAAGCUCCAGGCCAAAGUGUCCAGGCGGCCCAAGUCCGACGCUGGCACGCAGGCCACGAAAGGACGCUUCAAGAACGGUGUCCUCUUCGUGUCCAAAAAAGAUCGAUGAGCUGUGUCGCCCUAUGAUAGCAACAAUGGAGUUUUCGCCCACUCGUUGUAG
Aphanomyces invadans is the source of this 524-nucleotide messenger RNA. RefSeq lists its product as hypothetical. Gene Ontology annotation, cellular component: nucleolus. The coding region runs from base 15 to 473 and encodes 152 amino acids. The transcript has 4 exons. The record is from RefSeq and is a predicted model, not a curated record. Lineage: Eukaryota; Oomycota; Saprolegniomycetes; Saprolegniales; Verrucalvaceae. Gene Ontology annotation, biological process: maturation of SSU-rRNA from tricistronic rRNA transcript (SSU-rRNA, 5.8S rRNA, LSU-rRNA).